AUCGAGAUGGUCGCAAAAAUGGGGCCAAGUUUGCUCGAAUCCAUUAAGGUGUUGUUUUACAGUUCAGCGAUUUUAGGAGUUGUUCCCUAUUCGCUGUCGGAGUUCUAUUACAGACACGUGCUGCGUAUUUCCGUCCUCGGGAAUAUCUGGGUGCUGUUAUGUAUUAUCAGCUUCACGGUCAAUUACCAUUUGGCAACGGAUUCCUACGGCGGAGUCGGCGGUGGUGGACAAGGUACCCUAACCAAUGCGAUAGGAAUCUUCAUUAUCUACAUGGAACCGCUAAUGAUGGUAAUCGACAUGUUGGCGGCCAUAAUCAACCAAAAGCGUAUGAUCAAUUGCGUCGAUCGGUUGGACAAGCUUGACCUGAAGCUGUCCGGUGAAAACAUCACCGUUGACAAUGGGCGCCUUUGGCGCUACGUUCUAUCCCUGUUGGUACUGGUCCUUGCCUUCGAGAGUGUACUGACUACGUACAAUUUUGUCAUCUUCACCGAUAUACUAACCUUGCAGUCCCUGAUGUGGUUCAUAACGGCGAUUCCAACUGCCAUCAACUCCAUCAGUCGGAUUUGGUUUUUGGUGUUGGUCCAAUCCGUUCGGCACCGAUUCUACGUAAUGAACAAUCACAUGGACGAGUUGGCUGGAUUGCUGGAAGAGCAUAACGAACGAUGGGAGGAUGAGUUGGAGAUUGAGAAGAAUGACAUUCCUAUGAAUUUCUUGGAAAAGGAAAUAUUUACCAUUCGUAAUCAUCGGAAGGGUAAUGUUGUGCAGCCAAUAAUGCCUCCAUUGAAACCUUACGGUAAUCAUCCCGGCAAAAUAAUCAGCGUGAAGCCAUACGAGAAGAGAAUGAGCGACGAGAAAGUAUUGGCAAAGAAGCGAGCGUUGUUCGAUUUUCUCGCGUUCGACAAGUACAUGAAGAUCGACGAGAAGCUGGACAAGAAGAUGAUUCUUAUUUGUCGCACCCAUGACGAGCUGUGCGAGAUUGGAAAAUCCAUAAACUACAUGUUCAGCUUCCAGAUGCUGGUCUCGAUGGCGCACGGUUUCAUGGCCAUAACGGCGCAGUUUUAUUUCCUGUACUGUGCCUUGUCCAGACAGGAAGUGCCAAUUCUGUUCCGUUCUGCAACGGUAGUGCAAAUUUCAAUUAUCCUGAUUUUGUACAUUGCGAUGAAGUGCUGUAUUUGCAUAUACGUUUGCUGGAAAACGAAAACCGAAUCGCAGAGGACGGGAGUCUUUAUGCACCACUUGGCCAACAUGGUUGACGAGACGCAUUUCUACCAGAUUGUGAACCAUCUGUCGUUGAAAUUGUUGAACCACCAGUUGAACUUCAGCGCGUGUGGAUUCUUCGAUCUCGAUAUGACGACUUUGUAUGCGAUCACCGGUGCGAUCACAAGCUACCUAAUCAUUUUGAUUCAGUUCAAUCUGGCUGCACUGCAGAAGGCCGGAAAUACGACGGAAAUAGCGAAUGUGACAUCAACUACCAUGGCUCCGUUGCUGAAUUUGAGCACUACAGCUUUGAGCACCUAUGUGGCUAAUCCCUAGAAUGAAUAGCAUAUCUGUUGCAUGUUACCAAAAAAGCUCAUUUGAAACAAAUAAGUGACGUAAAAGUGUUUUUCUAUGUAUAUUUGUGAUAGUGUUUUGUUUUGAUUGUUGGGUUUAACAUUAUAAAAUUUUACAUAGACAAAUUGUAAAGUGCCAAGUGUUUUCUAUUGUCAUGUAUCACCCGCGUUGCUCCAUAAAAACAAAAGUUUAUUAUCGAGAACAGUGAUAAGUGCUGAAGAAAUAACAUUGGAAAGAAUAUAUACUAUGAAUAUGAUGCGGAGAAACGUGGGAGUC
Molecule: messenger RNA, 1827 nt
Organism: Armigeres subalbatus
Lineage: Eukaryota; Metazoa; Arthropoda; Insecta; Diptera; Culicidae
Gene: Gr66a
Product: gustatory receptor for bitter taste 66a
Exons: 3
Coding region: 7-1533 (508 amino acids)
Biological process (GO): male courtship behavior; sensory perception of taste; chemosensory behavior
Cellular component (GO): axon; neuronal cell body; dendrite
Source: RefSeq, a predicted model, not a curated record